Geodia barretti is the source of this 756-nucleotide messenger RNA. The record is from the annotation of a GenBank genome assembly. NCBI's taxonomy places the organism in Eukaryota, Metazoa, Porifera, Demospongiae, Tetractinellida, Geodiidae.
UUGCCCGGCAAGUUGCCCAAGACUUGGGAAUAUAGCUAUUUUGAUAAGGAUAUUCUUACCGAGGUGGCACGCGCCGCUAACACAACCGCCAAACAGAUCAGCCACUAUGACGAGAAAUGCGAGAAUGGGCUGAAGGGCUUCCUCAAGAAACUCUUUGUCCCGGAGUUCUCACGAUACCUUGAUUUUCCUUACUACUACUACCCAUCCGAAUUUCUGAUGGAUAGCUAUCCUGUUGAGAGGGAUACAGCCUUUGAGGAAGAUCUGAUUCCGACCGAGACGGAGGUAUUGGGAUUCUUCCAGCAUGUCAUCGAAAAGCUGUGGAAACUGGACAAUGUUAUCAUUGUCGGACGUGGCGGCCAGAUGAUUCUCGCUGAUAGACCAAAUACACUUCACGUGCGCUUCGUUGCACCUGUUGCAGACCGUAUUGAACGGGUCAUGGAUGAACAAGGGAUUGUUUAUCCCUUAGCUGAGAGAGAGAUUGAAGCUGUCGAUAAACAACACGCUCAAUAUAUCAGACAUUGCUAUGAUGCCGAUUGGGCGGAGGUAAAGCACUAUGACCUCGUAUUAAAUACCGGAUCAAUGAGCGACGAACAGGCGGCAAAAAUCAUCAUCGCCGCUAUCCGUAGUCAGGAAGCUGAAGCGCAAAGUGGUAAAGGCGUGGAGACAUGGAAGGAGACGAAUCCAAGCGCACUUCCCUCUUUUAUCUCCCACACUCCCCCGAGCAUACUCCGGGAUCAUCCAAGACAUUGGGGUUAA